Molecule: messenger RNA, 1457 nt
Organism: Populus euphratica (Euphrates poplar)
Lineage: Eukaryota; Viridiplantae; Streptophyta; Magnoliopsida; Malpighiales; Salicaceae
Product: glutamine synthetase cytosolic isozyme 1-1
Exons: 13
Coding region: 163-1233 (356 amino acids)
Cellular component (GO): cytoplasm
Molecular function (GO): glutamine synthetase activity
Source: RefSeq, a predicted model, not a curated record
AAUUCAUGUUUUACCUCCUUGUUUGUUGGAAAAUUUAAUAAGGUGGCAUUGACUUGGAAAAUCUCCUCUCCUUAACAACCCCCGCCACGCCUUCCUUUCUCCUCUCCUCUCCUCUUGAUUAUUUGACUAUUGCCACUCUCCACCCUCUUCACAGCAUCAACGAUGUCUCUCCUUAAUGAUCUCAUCAACAUCAAUCUCUCUGAUACUACUGAAAAGAUCAUUGCUGAAUACAUAUGGAUUGGUGGAUCUGGAAUGGACUUGAGGAGCAAAGCAAGGACUCUGCCAGGUCCCGUGACCGACCCUGCCAAACUUCCCAAAUGGAACUAUGAUGGUUCUAGCACAGGCCAGGCCCCUGGUGAAGACAGUGAGGUCAUUUUGUACCCACAAGCAAUAUUCAAGGAUCCGUUUAGAAAAGGAAACAACAUCUUGGUGAUGUGUGAUGCCUACACACCAGCUGGUGAGCCAAUUCCAACAAACAAGAGGUUCAAUGCUGCCAAGAUCUUUAGCAACCCUGCUAUUGCAGCUGAGGAGCCAUGGUAUGGAAUUGAACAAGAAUACACUCUUCUCCAGAAGGACACCAAUUGGCCUCUUGGAUGGCCAGUCGGUGGCUUCCCUGGUCCCCAGGGUCCAUACUACUGUGGAGUGGGGGCUGACAAAUCUUUUGGCCGUGAUAUUGUUGACUCCCACUACAAGGCAUGCUUGUAUGCUGGCAUCAACAUCAGUGGUAUCAAUGGUGAAGUCAUGCCUGGUCAGUGGGAAUUCCAAGUUGGUCCAGCCGUAGGAAUCUCUGCUGGUGAUGAAGUGUGGGUUGCUCGAUACAUUCUUGAGAGAAUUGCUGAAAUCGCUGGCGUCGUGGUUUCUUUUGACCCGAAACCAAUCCCGGGUGACUGGAAUGGUGCUGGUGCUCACACAAACUACAGCACCAAGUCGAUGAGAAAUGAUGGAGGGCUUGCCGUGAUCAAGAAGGCCAUCGAGAAGCUUGGUCUGCGCCACAAGGAACACAUAGCUGCCUACGGAGAGGGCAAUGAGAGAAGGCUGACAGGUCGCCAUGAGACUGCUGAUAUCAACACUUUCUCCUGGGGUGUUGCAAACAGGGGAGCAUCUGUCCGCGUUGGUCGUGAUACUGAGAAAGAUGGAAAAGGUUACUUUGAAGAUAGAAGGCCAGCAUCCAACAUGGAUCCCUAUGUUGUCACAUCAAUGAUAGCUGAAACUACCAUUACCUGGAAGCCAUAGAGAGGGAAUUGAGUAUUGGAAGAUGAUGGAUGACAACAAUUUCUAAAUUUCUCUCGAUCCAAGAAUAAUCAAUAACUCUAUUUGUUUUUCUCUGCUUUGGAUUGAUGGAUUGCUUUUCAUUCUGUUCCCAUUUUUCUUAUGGUUUCCUUUAAAUGCCAUUCUGAUGGCUGUUGAUCAGUUAUGAACAUAUCCACCUCCUGUUUAAUAAAAAGGUAGUUUAAUUA